AUGGGAAAUUUCAAGAAAGUUUGUGUAUUCUGUGGAAGUAAUUCCGGGCACAAAAAGAUAUUCGGCGACGCAGCACUUGAGCUUGGAAGAGAACUGGUAAGAAGGCAGAUGGAUCUAAUCUAUGGAGGAGGAAGUGUUGGUCUAAUGGGUAUGGUUUCUCAAACGGUUCAUGAUGGUGGAUGUAACGUUCUCGGAAUUAUCCCAACAGCUCUGGUUCCAAUAGAGAUAUCAGGACAAGCAGUAGGAGACGUACUGACUGUUUCUGAUAUGCAUGAAAGGAAGGCUGAAAUGGCUCGUAGAGCAGAUGCUUUUAUUGCACUCCCUGGAGGAUAUGGAACUAUGGAAGAGUUGCUUGAGAUAAUUUCAGGGUCACACCUUGGAAUUCACUGCAAACCGGUUGGUCUCUUGAACAUUGAUGGGUAUUAUGAUUGCUUACUCGGAUUAUUCGACAAAGGCGUAGAAGAAGGGUUUAUCAGGCACUCGGCCAGAAAUAUUGUGAUCUCGGCCAAGACUGCUCGAGAGUUAAUAGAGAAGAUGGAGGCUUAUGCACCAUUGCACAACCAAGUGGCACCAAGUGAAAGUUGGAAUGUCAAAAAUCCUACAGUUGCAAACUUAUAG
Molecule: messenger RNA, 618 nt
Organism: Fraxinus pennsylvanica
Lineage: Eukaryota; Viridiplantae; Streptophyta; Magnoliopsida; Lamiales; Oleaceae
Source: the annotation of a GenBank genome assembly